Molecule: messenger RNA, 1309 nt
Organism: Eutrema salsugineum
Lineage: Eukaryota; Viridiplantae; Streptophyta; Magnoliopsida; Brassicales; Brassicaceae
Product: cytochrome b561 and DOMON domain-containing protein At3g07570
Exons: 4
Coding region: 91-1212 (373 amino acids)
Source: RefSeq, a predicted model, not a curated record
AAUUCAUAUUCGUCGUCAUCACCAUCAUGAUCCUCCAUUACUUUCCUCUCUCUUUCGUCUUUCAGAUCCAAAGACAGAGAAAGAAGGAAGAUGAAGCUAAGUCCCGUCUCCUUUGUCUUCGGCUUAAUCGCUCUCCAGUUUCUUCUACCUCUCCCCACCAUAGUCAAUGCUCAGCAAGCUACGGAAUCCUGCAAUUCAACUCUACCCCUCAACGAUCUCACCUUCAACUCCAGCCUCCUUCAAUGCGUCGACGCUUGGAGUGCCCAGAAUUAUAUCCUCCGAUAUGCUAGAACGGUGGAGAACACAUGGAGCUUCAUCUUAUCUGCGCCGGAUUCGAGCGCCUACAUCGGGAUCGGAUUCUCAACCAACAAUCAGAUGAUCGGAGCCAGCGCGGUCGUCGGGUGGAUACCUUCCGACGGCGGAAAUGGACAGGCGAAACCCUACUUUCUCGGAGGGCAAUCGCCCGGUGAGGUAAUACCUGACCAAGGAGAUCUGAAAAUCGUCAACGGCUCGUUGAAGAUCGAGUCAGUGUCGUCGCGUCUUUACCUGAGUUUCCAAUUGACGGCGGAGCUGCCUCGGCAGAGCAUUCUUUACGCAUUGGGACCUGCCGGAUUCUUUCCAUCUUCGCCGGAUUUUAGGUUGAGAGAGCAUCGCUUCAUGACCACCACGACCGUCGAUUAUGUUACAGGUUCGCAAAGUGUGGUUAAGGGUUCACCACACUCUAAGCUAAGGAAGACACAUGGGCUAAUGAACAUGUUCGGCUGGGGAAUACUAAUCAUCAUCGGCGCCAUAGUGGCUCGACACAUGAAGCAAUGGGACCCCACUUGGUUCUAUGCCCAUAUUGCUCUCCAAACCACUGGUUUUCUCAUCGGUUUAACUGGUAUCAUUUGCGGUUUGGUUCUUGAAAAUCGGACCAAAGCUAAUAAUGUUUCCACGCACAAAGGCCUUGGGAUAACAAUACUCGUCAUGGGCAUCCUCCAGGUCCUAGCGCUGCUGGCUCGACCGGACAAACAAUCGAAAUACAGAAAAUAUUGGAAUUGGUAUCAUCAAAACAUAGGAAGAGUUAUGAUAAUACUCGCUAUUUCUAACAUCUUCUAUGGUAUUCAUUUGGCUAAAGCUGGCUCUUCCUGGAACGGCGGUUACGGUUUUGCGGUUGCUGUCUUCGCUUUGGCUGCUAUUGCCUUAGAAGUUAGAAAGUUCUUGAAGAAGUAAAUUGUAUCUCUUUUUUUAUGUUCUUGCUACGAGAUUCUUCUUGGAUAGGACUGUGUGAUGUAUUGAACAUUUCGUUGACUGAUCUGUUUUUCUUCUU